Molecule: messenger RNA, 594 nt
Organism: Talaromyces amestolkiae
Lineage: Eukaryota; Fungi; Ascomycota; Eurotiomycetes; Eurotiales; Trichocomaceae
Exons: 1
Coding region: 1-594 (197 amino acids)
Biological process (GO): exon-exon junction complex disassembly
Cellular component (GO): cytoplasm; exon-exon junction complex
Molecular function (GO): RNA binding
Source: RefSeq, a predicted model, not a curated record
AUGCCAGCGUCAGAACCAGUCACCUCCUCCGGCAUCGUCGUCGAUGCAACAACCGGUCAACGCCACGUCCCCUCCUCCAUGCGCGCCGACGGCACAAAACGCAAAGAAAUCCGCAUUCGCCCCGGCUACCAGCCACCCGAAGACGUGCAAAAGUACAAAAACCGCUCCGCAGAAGCCUGGAAAAAUCGUGGAAGUGGCGGGGKUCCUGGCGCCGAAGCUGUAGCCUCAAACAACGCACAGCAAGCUGGGAGUGCGGCUAGUAAUAAAAACGCCAAACGUCGCGAAGCGAAGAAGAAGGCCAAGGCUGAGGAAGACGCUGCAAACGAAGGGAACACUACCACCAGCACCGAGACAAAAGAUGCGCUUAAUGCUGAACAUGAGACUGCCGUCGAUCCAGAAGCUGAAAAGGAGAAGAAAGCGCGCAACCUCAAGAAAAAGUUGAGGCAGGCUCGUGAACUUUCGGAAAAGAAGGAGAAGGGCGAGUCGUUACUGCCAGAGCAGUUUGCGAAGGUUAUCAAAAUCAAUGAGUUGAUUCGCGAGCUUGAUGCGUUGGGAUUCGAUGCGGAGGGUGAGAAGAAGAAGCCCGAUGUGUGA